AUGCGAUCUAAAUCUGAUAAAUACGAAUCAAAAACUUAUCAGGGGAACAAAAACACUGCAGCAGACAACGUGGAUCCUGCAGCAUAUUCUUCCUCGGCUACAAUUACAGGUUAUUAUGCAGGUAAAAAUGAAUCAGAAAUUAAAUCAAUGAAUUAUGACACUUUACCUCCGCUGCCAAAAUUUCAUGAAACUACUCCAGAGUAUUAUUCUGAGAAUGAAAAGAAAUAUACCAAUGGUAGAGAUGUAGAAGAUGGUAAUGAUAAUGACGAUGGUAACGAUGACAAUGAUUCUUCAAUGAAGUCUUUAAUCAAAGGUUUCCAAAGUACUUCCCUGUCUUCCAAUAAUACUAAUCUAUCAAAAUAUCGUACUAAUCAGAAUCGUUCUCCAUUAGUAAAACAAUUCUCUGUACCUAAACAUCAUGCUGAUCCGCUGUAUGAAAAACAUCAUAUUGUUCUGGAGGAGAAAGCAUUGACAAAUACUGCAGGGAACGCUGGACAGCAUAGCCAUCAUAGUCAUCACCAUCAUCAUCAUCAUCACCAUGGAAACCAUCACCAUCAUCAUCAUCAUCAUGGUCACAGUAAUAAAACACGAUCGAGUAGGAUUUUAUCACCCAGUUCUACAAAAUCUUUACAACCAAAGGAUGCAAAUAAUCAACCUGAAGAUAAAGAGGAUUCUGCUAUGUGGAGCCGUGGACCCGGUUCAGCUAAUCUUACAACAACCUCUGCAUCUUCCACUGGUCGUAAAUCACAAGGUCAUACAGUAUAUGAUUCUAGGGAUAAAAAUAUACCCAGUCGUGGUGAUAUAUCAUCAGCAUCAAACUCUGGGCAAAGUAGUCUUCAUUCAACAGUAAACCGACAAUUUCUUGUUAAUAGAAAUACAACACAAAGUGGUGACACUUCAUCGAUUGCCCUGUCUGAAGCAUCAUCACUAAGCCCUAAUGCUUACACUAAUCAACAAGGUACAGAACCAAAAUCAAUUCAAACAGUACAUUCACGUUUUCGACAAUUUUGGGUUGAAACAUUUGUCGGUGGACGAUCAAGAACUAAAUCUGAAAAUCAAACACCUGUACAAGCUGAAGCGCAUAAAGUUAGAUUUUCUGAUCGUCUUAAUGAACCAACAGGUCAAGAAACUGAUAUUUUACCUCCACAUGCUUAUACAAUAACUGGUGAUUCUAGUCAAGCAGCAUCGAUUCUCCGUCCAUUAGCAGUCUAUACAAAUCUAUCCAGUCCUCAAUCAGAUCAAAUAUCACCAGGUUUUAUUUCAUCUGGUACUGGUAGUCUAAGACAUCUUGUAUCUAAACAUCCUCGUGGUGGAGUAGAUGGAGUUUCAAUUACUCCACCAUUCUCAUUUUUCAACAAAAUGAUAAAUUUCGAUUAG
This is a messenger RNA of Trichobilharzia regenti, 1377 nucleotides long. NCBI's taxonomy places the organism in Eukaryota, Metazoa, Platyhelminthes, Trematoda, Strigeidida, Schistosomatidae. The record is from the annotation of a GenBank genome assembly.